AUGAAGACUCUCGUCUGUGGAGCCUGCUGGACCGAGGUCUUCAACACAGAAGCGAUCCAGAAGUUCUGGGUACAAGAGAGCUGCGACUUCUGCUACACCACCACAUGGGCACGGAUUGCCCAGUCGGCUGGAAAUGCGUGCAACUGGUGCGGCUUCUUGACGUCUAUCCUGCCGUCUCCAGGCACUCCACAAUGGCCCCAUGCUUGGACCACAACGACGGAAUUAUCGGUCAUCAUGGAUAAAGCCUACAUGGUGGACAACACGAGCCCGCGAGGGUUAAACCAAUGUCAGAUCGACUUUUGUUCCGAAGACUUCUUGCGCGACUGGCACGUGGAGCUAGACCUGUUCGUCGAUGACCCUGACGAUUCUACUGGGAUCGUCACCGCUCGGCCGUUACAGUCAAGGCUCAAUUCAGCCGAAGCAUAUUCACAGAUCUCACAGUGGCUGGACCAAUGCGAGAACCAUAUGGAUUGCGACGGAGUGUCGUUGUACGCGAAUCUACCGUCCAGACUUAUUGAAGUGGCACCAGCAGACUCACUAAGCGUUCCACGUCUUCGAUCUACUACCGGAUUGAAGGGGUCGUAUCUGGCUCUCUCAUACUGUUGGGGCUCGAGCCAAUCUUAUGUUCUGACGACGAAGAAUCUCGAGGUCUUGACGCAAGAGCUGCAGGUGAAGAUGCUACCACAGACGGUAUUGGAUGCCAUUGAAGUCACCAGAACUCUGGGUUUCAAGUAUCUCUGGCUGGAUGCGCUAUGCAUCAUGCAAGAUUCCGCCGAAGCCGUAGCGCGACAAGACAUGGACCACGAGCUUGCGACGAUGGACCAAGUCUACAAGAACGCUACUAUGACCAUCGUCGCAGCGUGUGCUCCGUCCGUCACAGAUGGCUUUCUCAAAGACCGGCCUGGGUCAGGACAGAGCCGUUUCGAUAUCCCAUGCCGACUCGGUCCGGAGCAGUUCUUUGUCGUCCAUAUCCAGGAGCACAGUAUGUACGAUGACAUGAGAGAGCCCAUUAAUACAAGAGCCUGGGCUUUUCAAGAAGAGCUCCUUUCCCCACGCCUGUUGAUCUACGCCUCUCACACCCUACAGUGGCAAUGUCGCACGCUAACAUGUAACCUGGGCGGAUCCUACCACGCUCCAAAUCCCAGCGCUGCCCCCCGCCUGCCGUCUCCGCAGAUGUUGCUUCUCGAGGGCCCCGAACGAAACCACAGACGCGAUCAACUCAGCCCCAAUAUCCCCCAUGCCAUCUUACAGCAUUGGCUGAGAAUUGUGACGAGCUAUUCAAUGCGCAAAUCCUCUCUACCCAGCGACAAACUAAGCGCCCUUUCCGGGCUCGCAGUCUCCUACGCGCCCAUCUUCGGACCAGAAUACCUCGCCGGCAUCUGGGCCAGAUCCGCCGUGCAGCAACUCUGCUGGCGCGGCCCGGACAGUCGCCUAUUCUUCACACGACCAACGCAGUAUCGAGCGCCCUCGUGGUCAUGGGCCGCCCUCGACGGGCCCGUCUACUUCCCCUCGUUCCUCCAGACUUACAAUGCCAGCGUGUGCGUGCCAUAUCAUCGCUUCGAAAUCGUCGAAUGGCAGACUCGGCUCAAGGCCCCCAACCUUCCCUGCGGCGAAGUGAUGGCUGGGAAGCUGAUCGUCACAACGGUCUUGAGAGACGCCACCUUCGAUCCGUCAAGCUCGCCCGCAAUACGCUUCGAUACAGCUCUAUCGUAUGCUGAUCCAGGGCCAAUAGAAACCGCCCAAGGCAAUUCCGACACGGCCGAAGACAAUUUCACUAGAGCUGUCCGCUGUGUCGCUAUUUACCGCAGCAAUAGACCCGAGUCCCCACGAAUCGGCGGCCUGUUGCUCGUAGAGUCUUCUGGGCACAACGGCCUGUUUCGACGCAUGGGCUCGUUCACCGCCAAUAUUUCCACGUUCGAGGGUUAUCCGCUCGAUACUUGCGGUGAACUUGCCCAACUACUAGGCCCGAAAGUCUCCUUUGCCAACUCAUCCGCCUAUCUGGCAACUGAAAGAGCAUACUGGUCUCUUCAAGAAGCAGACCUCUCACCGACAUGCAUCGUAGUGCCAUCAACAGCAGAAGAUGUAUCCACGACCGUGCGGACGAUUGCCGGCAACCAAGGAUGCCCAUUCGCCAUCAAAGGAGGAGGCCAUGCGCCACAGGCUGGAUCCGCGAAUAUCGAUUCAGGCGUUACGAUCGAUAUGACCGGUCUGACGUCGGUGACGGUCAAUGGAAAUAAAACGGUCGCUAGUGUUGGCGCAGGGGCAUCUUGGUUAGAUGUUUAUCUUUACUUGGAUGGCCUCGGUAUUGCGGUAGCUGGGGGUCGAAAUGCUGCUGUUGGCGUCGGCGGAUUUACACUUGGAGGUGGUAUUUCCUACUUUGCACCGCGAGAAGGAUGGGCAUGCGACAACGUUGUGAAUUUUGAAAUCGUUCUCGCAUCCGGCGCCAUUGUCAAUGCCAACGCCAAAGUCCGGCCAGACCUCUGGCGUGCUCUUAAAGGCGGCAGCAACAACUUCGGCAUCGUCACUCGUUUUGAUUUCGAGACAUUUCCCCAGGGUGCCCUAUGGGGCGGUGCUCUCACACAGUCCAUAAACAGUAGCGAUGAAGUCUUCGAAGCCUUUGCGAACAUUGCCUCAGCGCCUCAGUACGACCCUUACGCCUCUCUUGUGACCGGUCUUACCUUCAACUCUACAAGCCAGCAAUGGCUCAUCGGGCAUCUGGCCACGUAUACCAAACCGGUGGCAGACCCUCCUGUGUUUGAAGGGUUGUUGGCGAUUGAACCGCAACUUCAAAAUACCUUGGGAUUCACGAAUCUCAGUACCUUAACGAAUGAACCGGGACUGCCUGUACAACUUAAUUCGCUCUUCUACACAGCGACCUAUGGUGUCUCAGCCACACUACUUGCCAAGAUCCUCGACAUAAGCAAUGAGACCAUUUAUUCCACCUAUCCUCGAGUCCCAGGCGGUAUAUUAUGGAGUCUUGCCUUCGAACCAUUACCUACGCAAGUGACAAAAUUCGGCCCAUUAAAAGGUGGUAACUCGCUGGGCACAACACCUGGUGACGGCAAUGGCAUUGUACUUCUCCUCAGCGCCUUCUGGGCCUCCACAUCCGCCAAUGCUUUCGUGCAGCAGACGGCUCACAGGAUCAUGCAGAAAGCGAACGAAACGGCCAGGGGUAUGGGGAUGCUGCAUAAGUUCGUAUACCUGAAUUAUGCGAAUCAGGACCAGAAUCCGAUAUCGACUUAUGGACGAGAGAACGUGGCGAAUCUGAGGGCGACGGCGACGAAGUAUGAUCCGCGAGGGAUUUUCCAAAGGCAGGUUCCUGGCGGUUUCAAGUUGCCGGUUUAG
Molecule: messenger RNA, 3345 nt
Organism: Letharia lupina
Lineage: Eukaryota; Fungi; Ascomycota; Lecanoromycetes; Lecanorales; Parmeliaceae
Exons: 7
Coding region: 1-3345 (1114 amino acids)
Molecular function (GO): FAD binding
Source: RefSeq, a predicted model, not a curated record